ACAUCCAUUAUAUAAAUGUACAAACAUGGGCAUAUAACAAAGAAAAUAGUUACUUGCAAGAAAUGCAAGGAUAAUAAUAAUAAUAAUAAUAAUGAUAAACAAAGAAUUUUUCCAUAGAAUUCACCCACAACACAAACUAAAACUAGAGUAUACCAAUAUUCCAUUCAACUGCGAUGGAUGCAAGGGAGCCGGAAUUGGCUUCAAAUACAAAUGCAACGACGUCGUUUGUGAGUUCAACCUUCAUAAGAGUUGUGCAUUAGCACCUUCAACCCUAAACCACUCAUUUUACAAGAAAUGCCAUUUCCAACUCCACAACCUUCCCCCAGGCCCGAUCUUAAGGCUAUGUGACGCGUGUCACAGGGAAGUUGAAGGGUUUGUAUACCAUUGUAAGAAAUGUGGGUUCGAUCUUCAUCCUUGUUGUGUAAGUUUACCUGAUCAAGUAGUGUUGAAUGAUGAGAAACAUGAUUAUCUUUACUUGCGUAACAAGUUAUCGAGGGCGUGCCAUUGUUGUGGUAGGAAAGGGAAAGGUUGGGCUUAUGUUUCUGGGUGCAAGAUGUAUAAUCUUCAUGUAUCCUGUGUUAAGAAGUUGCUUGUUGAGAGUUGGGAGGCUAAAUACUUGAAUGUAGAUGACAAGUACAAGGUAAUUAGUGACUUGGGGACAACUAGGAUAUGUAGUCUUAAGGGGAGUUUUAGACAUUCUCAUGGUGUUAAAUUAGGCGGUGGCGGUGGUGGUGGUGGUGGUGGUGGAGGAGGAGGAUUGAGCAAGUGUUGUGAGAUUGCCGGGAGUGCUGUUAAUAUUAUUGUGUCUGCAAUCUUGGGUGAUCCUACAGCUAUUGUAGCUGGGGUUAUUGGGGGAUUCAUCUUGAAAUAAACGGCUUUCUAAGGAAAUUGAGAUCGAGUAUUAAGGGACGAAUGGAAUAUUGUAUAAAUUGUGUAUUAAUUGUAUAAAUUGUGUCUUAAUAUGUAUUAAUAGAAUCAUUGUGAUCACAGGGAUGGAAGGAGGGUCUUCAACCACUAGGUCAGACUUGAUUCUCUUAGUAUAAUUAAAUAAGUUAAUUGUAGAAGUUGUGCAGCUUUGUCACACUUUUACAAGAAAUGACAGAAUAAGAGGGUGUAUUUCAUAUCA
This is a messenger RNA of Spinacia oleracea (spinach), 1126 nucleotides long. RefSeq names its product protein VACUOLELESS GAMETOPHYTES. The record is from RefSeq and is a predicted model, not a curated record. The coding region runs from base 92 to 871 and encodes 259 amino acids. NCBI's taxonomy places the organism in Eukaryota, Viridiplantae, Streptophyta, Magnoliopsida, Caryophyllales, Amaranthaceae. The transcript has a single exon.